AUGCUUGAAGUUAGACAUAUCAUUCUAGUUGGAAAUACUGGAGCAGGAAAGUCAUCUGUUGGAAACGUGAUCUUAGGAAAAGAAGUUUUUGAAACUUCAGAAUCAUCAAGAGCAUGUACAAAAGAACCAGAAAAGAGAAUCGAAAACAUUGGUGGACGAGGACUUACAGUUAUUGAUACCGAAGGAUUCAAUGAUGAUCAGAACGAUUCAAACGAACAGAUCCAAAAACUUGGUAAAUUUAUGCGCGAAAAGAUCAAAGGAGUCAAUGUUGUUGCUAUUGUUAUCCCAUUUCGCAAUGCAAGAUUUUCACAGAGUGUCAUUGACACAAUCAAAUUAAUUUAUGAUAUUUUCCAAACUGAUGAAAUAAUUGAUCAUUUGUGCAUCAUUUUUACAUUUUAUCGUUCUAAUUUCGAUAAGAAUCUCAAGGAAACAAAUUUCAAUGAUGAAGUCAGAAAUUACUUGAAAGAGAUUUCGAAGAAAGAAAAUAUUCCGAAGAUUCCUAUGUUCUAUCUCGAAACAAGAAAGAAGGACAUGAAAAUCAUGGUUGAUGAAACGAAUAAGUUGCGUCAGUUCAUAUUCACGAAAACAUUAGUUGAAACUAAGAAUGUCAGAGAUGCCAAAUAUGGAUUCACAGAAAAAAUUGAAUAUGAGCGACAUGUUUCACAAGGUCAAUAUCAAUCAGAUGAUAACACGUAUGAGAGAUUCAUUGAUCGACAGAGAGUAAUGAGAAUUCCUAACAAUGGAAAACCUCCGACAUAUGGAGAAUGGCAAACGACAAGCACAUAUUCCGAACCUAUCAUUGAGAAAAAAAAAGAAAUAUUUUGA
Trichomonas vaginalis G3 is the source of this 825-nucleotide messenger RNA. RefSeq lists its product as uncharacterized. The record is from RefSeq and is a predicted model, not a curated record. Gene Ontology annotation, molecular function: GTP binding. NCBI's taxonomy places the organism in Eukaryota, Parabasalia, Trichomonadida, Trichomonadidae. Bases 1 to 825 code for a protein of 274 amino acids. The transcript has a single exon.